This is a messenger RNA of Ixodes scapularis (black-legged tick), 555 nucleotides long. RefSeq names its product glycine-rich protein DOT1-like. NCBI's taxonomy places the organism in Eukaryota, Metazoa, Arthropoda, Arachnida, Ixodida, Ixodidae. Bases 1 to 555 code for a protein of 184 amino acids. The transcript has 2 exons. The record is from RefSeq and is a predicted model, not a curated record.
AUGAAUCCAAGGCAGCUGUUCCUGGCGUCCCUCGGCUGCCUGCUGUUGAUGGCACUGCCGUCUCAGCAGCAGGGUCUGCUGGGUCUCAUGGCCACGGCAGCCAUCAUGCGCCGCUUCCGAGGGGGCAACGGGGGAUCUGAAGGAGGACAGAACAACGCCCAGCAGUCCAUGGCGCACGGAGACCACGCCGGGCCCUACGGGCUCGCUUCCCAAGCCAUUCCGUUCUACGCGGGUGCGGGCUAUCCGGGCGCCUACGGUGGCGCUCUUGGAGGACCCACGGCGCUGCAUCCGGGCGUCGGUGCUUACGGAGGAUUCGGAGCACCAGGGUUCGGCGCUGGCGCCGUCGGAGCACACGGAGGAUACCCCGGGGGCAGCGCAGGCUUCGUACCGGGAGCCCCCAGUUUCGGCGCUGGCGCCCCAGGGUUCGGCACCGGUACACCGAGCUUCGGCGCAGGAGGCGCAGGGUUCGGAGGAGCCGCGGCUGGAACCGCGGGAUUCGCUCCGGGAGGUUUCGGAGGACUGCCGGGAGCCGGCGGUGUUCCUUUCACGGGCUGA